UGAAGGGGAGGAGAGAACAGGGCAGGAGAGGGGUUGAGAUUGUUUAGGAAGGGUGAGUGGUUAUUUGUCUGUCUUGUUCUGCCCUCCCUUGCUCUCUCUCUCUUUCAGAGUUUCCUCUUUACACUUACUCUUUACAAAAUGACCUGGAAAGAGACUGUUCCUAAAAAAUCUUGGCUACUUCUGGAAAACUGACCAAAGAAAUUGAGGAUUUAUGAAUUGAGGACUUGAUGAAUGUAGGCUUGAAAACAAACAUUUUUGAGAGAUUGUUUGUAAACAGUUUUGAGAGAUUAUUUGUUUGUGCUUUUCUGGACAAGACGUUUCCCCUCCACUCUUUCUAAACCACAGCAGUUGUCUUCAUUCCUGUUGGACUAUGGUAUAUUCUGGCGCUCUGCCCCUAUCUGGGUUACCUGAUUUCAUUGGAUUAUUCUUUGGAUUACUGAGGAACACUGGUGAAGAUAUAUUGUAUAAAGUGUGCUCUUUUCAACCAAAGCUGUCAACCAUAAAGAUAGAAUGACAUUUACCAAACCGUCCAUGCCAUACAUGCCAGACAUCUAGACCACUCCCUCAUUCAACUGUCAUAGAUAGGGCUGCGCUGAACUGAUCCCACUCGGACUAACACACCACAACCAGGAAUCCCUCCUCAGGACAAUGGCCACGGGAGGGAACGGGCUAGGAUCUGACCGGAGCCUGAAAUCCACCUCCCAGCCGCCCAGUGCCUCUGACCGGAGCCUGAAAUCCACCUCCCAGCCGCCCAGUGCCUCUGACCGGCGGCAGGUGGACAAGGCCCUGAAGAGGCUGGAGAAGCUGCAUCGGCUGUGUACCAACCCCAGGCUGGGCCUGAGGAACAGCCCCCCGUACCUCCCCGAUGUGGUCUCAGAGACAGCCACGCUGCUCACCCAGGUGUGGGAGCCGUACAGGGGGCCUGCAGCUGGGGGGCAGGCCCCCCGGGGGGACGAGGGGGAGUACCUGAGGAUCCAUGCAAGACACCUGCUGGAUAAGACUAAGCGGGCCGUGCUGCUGUUUAAAGAGGGGCGCGAUAAGAUGUUCGAGGAGAUGUCCAGCUACAGGAGAAACUUGACCAAGCUGUCCCUGCUCUUCAGUCACAUGCUCUGGGAGCUACGGGCCAUGUUUCCCGAGGGAAGCUUUCAAGGUGACACCUUUAGGCUGACUAAGACAGAGGCCGGAGAGUUCUGGAGGCGAGCAUUUGGAACCAAGUGUAUUGUACAGUGGAGCAGUUUUAAGCAGCAUCUCCGUAGGGUCCAUGGCUUUGAAGAGGGGAUGGAGUCCAUGGCUCUAAAGUCCACUGUAGAUCUCACCUGUAACAACCACAUCUCAGUGUUCGAGUUUGACAUCUUCACCAGGCUAUUCCAGCCCUGGAGGUCUCUUCUGAGGAACUGGAACCAGUUGGCAGUGACCCAUCCCGGUUACAUGGCCUUCCUCACCUACGACCAGGUCAAAGCCCGCCUCCAAAACUACCUGCACCGGCCCGGGAGCUACAUCUUUCGUCUGAGCUGCACUCGGAUGGGCCAGUGGGCCAUUGGUCAUGUGACUGGUGAUGGUGGCAUCGUACAGACGAUCCCCCAGAAUACACCUCUCUACCAGGCCCUCAUCCAGGGCUUCACGGAGGGCUGCUAUCUUUACCCUGACGGACGUGAUGUGAACCCAGACCUCACCAGUCUGUGUGAACCAGCACAGAGAAGCAGGGUCAAAGUCACAGAGGACGAGUAUGAGAUGUACUGUGAGAUGGGUAGUACCUUCCAGCUGUGUAAGAUCUGUACAGAGAGAGACAAGGACACACGCAUCCAGCCCUGCGGACACCUGCUGUGCCAACCCUGCCUCACAGGAUGGCAGAAGUCGGAUGGACACACCUGCCCAUACUGUCGCUGUGACAUCAGAGGGACAGAGUCCAUUCUGGUGGAUCCUUACCUGUCUGUCAGCGAGGAAGAGGAAGAUGACCUGGAGGAUGUACAGCUAGUCAUGAAAAACCUGGCCUAUAUGAAGAGGAUGUCGUCUGAAGAGUACCAGUUCCCCAGCUCUCGCCUCGUUCCACCCCUCCCUCCCAAACACAGCACCUUCUCCCACUGCCCUUCCCCACAAGCCCCCUUACGGCCCUCCGAUAUACUGGCCAAAUACUCCCACUCUAACUCACGUUCUGCUCACAGUGACACCCCCUCAGACAGAGCGCUCACACACCACACUGCCAGCACUAACAGAUGCCAGUGGGAGGAGCUAGCUAGUAGUGAGGAGGAGAAUUCUGGGGGGUUCAGACAACCGCCCACACUCCCAAUCUCUCACAGGCCAGCCAUGCCUGUCCCCAAUGGGACUUUCAAAAAGUGUGUGUUUAUUAUUAGCGUAACACAAUAAUAUGCUUGCUGUACAUAAAAUAGUAAAUGUGGCCACAAGUACCAUGUUUUAAUUGUAAACAUUAUUUGUAUAGCACCUUGUAUACAGUAUUAGCUUUCCAGAGUGUUAAAAGAUGACGGUGGUGAAUGCUGUUGUGUUCUCUGUGUAACAGUGAGGAUGCUGUCUCAGAGCCAAACUUCCACUCCUGUUCCGUCUCCUCCCAGUCCUGUGGAGAGGGUGAGUAUCGGAGAGGAGAGGGGAGGAAGUGGAGGGCUGUUCUAUACCAUAAUAAAGUAUUUUACAGGGGCUUUUCCACUUACUGUAACACACACUUGACCCCUCACUAACCUCUCUCUAUCUAUCGAUAGAUAUCGAUCUAUUGAUCUAUUGAUCUAACAUUUCUCUUGAAGGUGGAGCAGCCUGGGAAGGGGCUUCAGAUUCAGUGAAACAGAAGAAGAGGUACAAAGAAAGGAGUGAAAGGAUGUCAGAGCUCGGGUACAGCCAGAGAGAGCGGGAGAGAACCAUGUCCUCCUGACGCUGGGAGAAAAGAUAAGCACAACAUCUCUGACUCAAGAAUGGAUGGAUAAUUGGAAUAAGAAAGGUUGAUUUCCACUGUUCCUGAUAAACAGCCAUUGUUAAUCUUAUGUACCUUAUGUAUAUGUAUCUUAUGUAUGCCUUAAUAUGGAGGGAGAAUGCCCUGUUGAUAAACUAAUAAUGACAUCAAAGUGAAUGGAGAAGGACAGACU
Oncorhynchus nerka (sockeye salmon) is the source of this 3089-nucleotide messenger RNA. Its product is annotated as E3 ubiquitin-protein ligase CBL-like. Gene Ontology annotation, biological process: cell surface receptor signaling pathway; negative regulation of epidermal growth factor-activated receptor activity. Lineage: Eukaryota; Metazoa; Chordata; Actinopteri; Salmoniformes; Salmonidae. The coding region runs from base 649 to 2364 and encodes 571 amino acids. Gene Ontology annotation, cellular component: membrane raft; plasma membrane. Gene Ontology annotation, molecular function: ubiquitin protein ligase activity; receptor tyrosine kinase binding; calcium ion binding. The transcript is spliced from 10 exons. The record is from RefSeq and is a predicted model, not a curated record.